AUGGGGCUACAGCGAGCUGUCCGGCAACCCUUGCAAGAAGAACAGGGGUCCGUGUGCUGCUCGUCUGAAGAGGAAGACGCUGCAGACAUGGCUCUGCGCUUUCGGGUGCGGACACAUAAACACCAGCUACAGCAGCACGAAGGGGACGGGGGUCCCCGGCUGCAGCACGUGGUGGACAAACCGAUUGCUUGGGGCCCCACUGUGAUGCCGCUAGCGUCUGUUUUGGGAGAUUCGGAGGGGGCAAAGACCGACAAAGACCUCAAGGGCAAGAGACACAGAACAGACAUACAGGGCACCAGAGACAGCUUCGAGCUGAAGGGCGUCUUCUCCGUAGAUGAGUGCCAACGUCUCGUGGAAGCAGCAGAGGCUCAGGGCUUCGAAUAUUGGGCCAAAGAGGCAGACGAUUUCUCCUGCAGUAGCGUCUCCGACAGGAAAAAUGAAUGCCACAGCAGCAGGGGCAGCAGCAGCAAUGGCGCCAACAGCAACAAGAACAACGGCAGUAACGGCAGCAGCAACAGUGGUGGGAGCAGCAGUGUGAGUAAACGCGCAAACCAUAACUACCGGUCGGCUCACACACUCGAAGUGGAGCAUUCGGAUCUCGCAGACCUGAUUUGGGUAGGUGUUCCCGAGUAA
This is a messenger RNA of Eimeria mitis, 633 nucleotides long. RefSeq lists its product as uncharacterized. Lineage: Eukaryota; Apicomplexa; Conoidasida; Eucoccidiorida; Eimeriidae. The transcript has a single exon. The record is from RefSeq and is a predicted model, not a curated record. The coding region runs from base 1 to 633 and encodes 210 amino acids.